Aspergillus tanneri is the source of this 1200-nucleotide messenger RNA. RefSeq names its product heme-dependent oxidative N-demethylase family protein. NCBI's taxonomy places the organism in Eukaryota, Fungi, Ascomycota, Eurotiomycetes, Eurotiales, Aspergillaceae. The record is from RefSeq and is a predicted model, not a curated record. The coding region runs from base 1 to 1200 and encodes 399 amino acids. The transcript is spliced from 4 exons.
AUGUCGAGCACAACAAUGAUGCAAGUGGACGCUCUGGACAGCUGGAUUGUCUAUAUCGAGAGAAAUCCCCUGGUGGUCCUCUUGGGGAUCAUGGUGGUUUGGCUGUUCAGCCACUGGAAUCGUAAGCUACCAGUUUCUCAAGAUCUUGAAUCAUCAUCGGAGCCAACGGGCUAUCCAUCCAUCCAGCCGCUCCCUGACUUCACCUGGGAAUCCACUGAGCCUUUGUCCUUCCGCCCUUUUAAGCCCAAGUACCAUCUGACGAUGGCCCUCACCUCCCUAGAUCACUCCACUCUCAUUCCCAUGGACAAAACAUACAAGGACCGACUGGCUCUUCGCGCAGCCCUCCUGCGCCAACACCCUGACGUCGUCAUCGGCAUCAACGACCCUCAAGACGCAAAUAUCGUCGCAGCUAUUCGCGAACUCUAUUCCUUCGUCGUGGGCACCUACCUCCCCACCCGGUACCCACGAAUGUUCCGACUUGUAUGCACCCCGAAACAGCAAGAAAUGCUAGAAAGCCUUGUCACCGGCCAGCAAGUCCCAUUGGAUUGCACUUCCGAGUCUCGCAACGGACGGAGAGAGCUCGAAAUCCUCGGCACCCUCGUGGAUGAGGACUUCCUCGUCCUUUUACCGGAUUAUUCGAAGGGAAACAGAAACAACGCCGACCCUAGUGCAGAAGACCAACAAGCGAAAUACAUCCUCCAAGCAUACACCACCUACUUUCCAUCGGGGUUCAACCCAGCCGAGAAACUCGGACUGAAACUCGCCUCCAUCCAUGCGCCGGUACCGGGAUACAAGGAAAAACUGGAGCGAAGCAUGGAUCGGUUCUUUGCGCGCGUCGAGGCAGGCAAGUUCGUGCAGAGAGUCAAUUGGAGCGUCACGACCAAUACGGAGUUAUUUGCUGCAUUCGGCGGUGUGCAUGGUACUGAGGGGGGGGAUGCGGUCAUUAAGGGACAAUUGGAUGUUCACUCGACGGUUCUACGAUGUGAACGACAGACGCUUCAUCGGCUUCCACGCACCAAUGCAUUGGUGUUUGCAUUCCAUACAUAUAUCUAUCCGAUACAAACGAUCAAGGAUGAAGGUCUAGGUGAGGAUCUGGCCACUGCCAUUGACGGUCUCAAAGAGGGAAAUGUCCCUGGGAUGCACUGGUACAAGCGGGCCCCGCUGUGGGGGGAAGCUGUGAAGAAAUUCCUACGUUCAUAG